AUUCACACACGACCAUGAUAAAGAUCAUAAAUUGCUUAGAGUCUCGACACAGCACAUCGUAAGCAGUAGAGGUGUGUUCUAUCCGGGUUAUUUCGUUUCAUUCCGACCUGUUGCUUCGCACAGCGGACUGAUCUAAGUGUGUGCUUGUUUUUACUUUAAAGUCCGCGUUGUGCUCGGUCAGGUAUGUUUUUCCCAAAGUGUGUGUAAUGCAUUGGACCUUCAACGAUAGCUGUUCAAUUUUAAAUAGCUUAGGUCACACUUAAAUUAUUUAAUAUUGGUUUGAAAGGGUUUGUUUCACCACCAACUCUGAGACUGGACUGGCACUCACUAGGACUAGAUUACUGAGCUGGAUAUGAUUAUGAAUAUGAAUGAACUGACAUAGUAAUAGUAUCGGCAUUGGCCUAAGCUAGGACUAGGACUAUAUGCGCUAGCAACACUCAGGUUUAUUUAUUUAUUUUAAAAAAAAUUACGUUGGUUAAAGUGUAUUAAGAGUAAGAAAGUGUUGGUCAGAAAACUGCAGCUGGACUAGCACCUUGCCUCAUUGCCUUAUAAAUAUUAUAUUAUAUAAAUCAGGUAGGCCUUGUACUUGUGAAUAUUAUUAUUAUUAUUAAAUUAUUAAAAUUAUUGUUCAUAUUAAUAUUAAUCGCCUAUUAUUAUUUUUAAAAGUAUAAUUAAUAAAUUAAUUAUUAUUAAUUUUUUUUUUUAUUUGUGGGGUGGCUAUGAGUACUAUGACUACGAGUACUAGUACUAUGACUAUACUAUGACUGAUUAACCGUCACUAUAAUAUAUUAUACAUGAAUAUGUCAUGAGUAGCCUAUAAUAAUAGUAUACUUAGUAUACUUAGUAUACUAUGUUACACUUACACUAUGAUGAAUAUGAAUGUAACAUUUCUAUGCCUAUGUUUGAGUUUGUAGUAACUGUCAAUCUCAAUUGUUAUGUCAAUAUUACUAACCAUAGUUAUACUGUUAUAGUCUAUAUUAUUAUAGUAUAUCUCUCAUAUUCAUUUGUCAUUGGUUAAAAAUACAAAUAAAAAUAAUCAGGCCUAAUUCAAAUUCUAAUGCCAAGUUGCCUAAGCUAAGAAACUAAGUCAAAUAAUUAAUUGAAUCAUUCUUAUUCUAGUAAUUUUAUUUUAGAAAAAAAAAAAUCUAAUCUAUGACCAUGGCUAUGGCCUUAGGCAGUGGCUCUCAUCCUUUCUAGUGCCGCGACCCCUUAAUUAAUACAGUUUCUCGUGUCAUUGGCGACCCCCCAGCCACACAGUUAUUUUCGUUGCUACUUCAUAGCUGUAAGGAUAUAUAAAAGGGUCCCAAAGGGGUCGCGACCCACAGGUUGAGAACCGCUGGCCUUAGGGCUUUUUACUUUUAUGUUAUAUUUAAGUUAAAUAGAAAUAUAUAGAGUCUAAUUUUUGAAUUUUCAUAACAGUCAUUCACAAAUAGAGUAUCAGUAAUAGUAUCACAUGAUUAGAUAGUUCAAUAUUAAUAUGUGACUCUUAAAAGUUUAGGCUAUCAUUAGGCAGUAGGUUUAGGGCUUUAAGUAUAUUUACUAUAUAAUAGUAUGUCAAUACUAUUUAAUACUAUAGCUACCAUGCAGACCUUUUAAUAUAUGAAGACCUAUGCAGCGCCUAUAUAUACAGCACUAGGAUUGUACCGGUAUUUAUGAAGACGAUGUGUAGUACAUGUCUUAAUUAAGCCUCGUCAAAUAUACAUAGGCCUACUUUAGGCUAUAGAUAAUGCAUUUAGUUAUAAUGUAGAGUAGUACCUAUUGAAUACAUGUAGGACCUAUCAAACCACAUGUAAGACCUAUCAAACACAUUUCGGACCAAUCAAAUUCAUUUAGGACCUAUGAAACACAUAAUAGGUAAUGAGAAAAACAAAUUCAGGUUAAACCUGAAAAAAGGAGCGCAUCAAAACAACGAACGUGUCGGCAGGAAGCCUUCGUCAGUGAACAAACAACAGAAAAAAACAGAAUAAAAUUUUUAAAAAUAGCACUUAGCUGAGAAGUAGUAUCUGAGAGGGCAACAAUUCUUGACGAAGGCUUCCUGCCGACAUGUUGGUCGUUUUUUUGCGUUCCCGUUUUCAUGUUUAACCUGACUUUGUUUUACUCAUUUCCUAUUUUGCUAACCUGAUUGCAGUCUCUCCCCUUACUACCCAAAUACAUAAUAGUUUUUUUUACAGUCAACUGACUAGAAUCAAUUAACUAGGUGCAAUAAAAUUAUAACCCAUGAAUAUCUCUCCCAUGUUUACCUUUUCUGUUUGUACCUGAUAACUUCUGUCAAAGACAUACUGAUAUAUCUAUAUUUGUACCUGAUAAAGUCUGUCAAAGACAUACUGGUAUAUCUAUAUUUGUACCUGAUAAAGUCUGUCAAAGACAUACUGGUAUAUCUGAUUCAAUCACAAGUUGUGUGGAAUAAUUGACCAUUUUACCAGUAAGUAAGGUUGCAUUGUGUUAAGCGUAAGCCAGGUGUGGAAGAAUGAAUUUUGAUCUGUUCCAGAUGUGAUAACAAGGCCUAGGGUGCAGCUCUAAUAUAUAGCCCAAGGUUGCACAUCUAAAAUCAAAGAUUAGGUUGCAGCUCUAAUAUUCUAGGCCUAAGUCAUGUCUCUGAUAUUUAGGCUAGGUUGCAAAUCUGAUAUUUAUAUAGGGUUAGGUUGCAAAUCUGAUAUUUAUAUAGGGUUAGGUUGCAAAUCUGAUAUUUAUAUAGGGUUAGGUUGCAAAUCUGAUAUUUAUAUAGGGUUAGGUUGCAAAUCUGAUAUUUAUAUAGGGUUUGGUUGCAAAUCUGAUAUUUAUAUAAGGUUUGGUUGCAAAUCUGAUAUUUAUAUAGGGUUAGGUUGCAAAUCUGAUAUUUAUAUAGGGUUAGGUUGCAAAUCUGAUAUUUAUAUAGGGUUUGGUUGCAAAUCUGAUAUUUAUAUAGGGUUAGGUUGCAAAUCUGAUAUUUAUAUAAGGUUUGGUUGCAAAUCUGAUAUUUAUAUAGGGUUAGGUUGCAAAUCUGAUAUGUAUAUAUGGUUAGGUUGCAAGUCUAUAGGCCUAGAUUGGAACUCUAACAUCUAGGCCUAGUUCUUAUCUGUAAUAUUUAGACCUAGAUUGCAGCUCUAACAUCUAGGCCUAGGUCACGUCUCUAACAUGCAUGUUCCCUUUAAGCUGCGCACCCAGCAGCUCACUCACAGACCCGCGCAGCAGUUUUGAGUAUCCGCGCAGCAAAUUUCCAUGUAAGUGUGUGUUUGUGGGCUGUAAAAUUUUGCACACUAAAAAUCUGAUGCUAUAAAACUUUGCACACAAUUGUAUGAUUUUGCACACGAACCGGCAAACCUUAGAGGGAACAUUGCUAACAUGUAGGCCUAGAUUGCAGCUCUAAUAUAUAGUAUAGGCAGGGAUUGCAGCUCUAACAUGUAGGCCUAGAUUGCAGCUCUAAUAUAUAGAAUAGGCAGGGAUUGCAGCUCUAACACCUAGGCCUAGAUUGCAGCUCUAACACGUAGGCCUAGAUUGCAGCUCUAAUAUAUAGUAUAGGCAGGGAUUGCAGCUCUAACAUGUAGGCCUAGAUUGCAGCUCUAAUAUAUAGUAUAGGCAGAGAUUGCAGCUCUAACAUGUAGGCCUAGAUUGCAGCUCUAAUAUAUAGAAUAGGCAAGGAUUGCAGCUCUAAUACCUAGGCCUAGAUUGCAGCUCUAACACGUAGGCCUAGAUUGCAGCUCUAAUAUAUAGUAUAGGCAGGGAUUGCAGCUCUAACAUGUAGGCCUAGAUUGCAGCUCUAAUAUAUAGUAUAGGCAGGGAUUGCAGCUCUAACACCUAGGCCUAGAUUGCAGCUCUAAAAUAUAUAGUAUAGGCUGGGAUUGCAGCUCGAACACCUAGGCCUAGAUUGCAGCUCUAAAAUAUUUAGUAUAGGCAGGGAUUGCAGCUCUAACACCUAGGCCUUGGCUUCUUUCAAAGAAACCAUGGCAGAGACUCAUUAAAAGUAAUAGAUUUCCAGUAGUGAUGUCAUUUUAUUACAGUAGAGUGGGCCAUCAAAUCUAUGGAUUACAGAUGUUAUUUGGUAGUUUGUUGAACACCAUUGGUGUCAUGGUGGAUCAACGUUUGAUCAAACGAUCUAAUCUAUGGAUUACAGAUGUUAUUUGGUAGUUUGUUCAACACCAUUAGUGUCAUGGUGGAUCAAUGUUUGAUCAAACGAUCUAAUCUAUGGAUUACAGAUGUUAUUUAGUAGUUUGUUGAACACCAUUUGUGUCAUGGUGGAUCAACGUUUGAUCAAACGAUCUAAUCUAUGGAUUACAGAUGUUAUUUGGUAGUUUGUUCAACACCAUUGGUGUCAUGGUGGAUCAACGUUUGAUCAAACGUCUUUCCAACAAAUUUCCUGAUACGGGAUAAAACAUUCCAUUAUAGCAAUCAACGCUAAUCAUCUUUGUGUAUUGAUCUCUGUUGCUCUAAUUUGUUUUCAAUAUUAUUAUUAUUAUAAAAUCUAAAGUAAAUAGACUUAGGAUGGCAACAUCUCCUUGUAAGCAAGGGGCGGGUUUUAUGUCAUUCAUCUGUGUAUAAUGUAUUUCCAUUGUGUUUACGUCAGUUGAUUCUGAAGAAACUUAAGUAUAAGCAAAGGGAGGUAUAUUGUUUCGUGCUGAUAAGGACAAUAAGACGCUAAUUAUUACCGUGUGUCUCUGUUCAACUGAUGUUGACCCUUCUAAUAACCCUUCUAAAGAAGGGAUUGUCCCGCUUGCCUCUAGUGGGAAGGGAAGAGGUCAAAGCACUUGUCAAAGACUCAUACAUGUAUCUUUAAAAAUUUGUUUGUCACUCUUACAGCACUUGUACAAAUACAAUCCUGACUUAUGUGGCGCGUACAGAGUAACUCGUUUUAUUGAGGGUUACCAGACAGUGGCGACGCCAUCAAAUUUAACAUGGCGGGUCCCUUGCAGGUCUUAAAAAAAUGUGGCGGGUCCCAAAUAAAUGUAUUAAAAAUUACAAUUAAAACAUAUAAAGGCAUUUCAAAUGGAAGGUCUCUUACAUGUAAUGUAGUUUACGCUUAAUGAGCAUAUAUACAAUAUUAGUGACUAAUAAAAAUUUACCAGGUCAUUUGCCAGGUCCCAAGUUUUUUUUUACCAGGUCCUAGGACCCGGCGGGACCUGGUGUAGCGUCGCCACUGACACUGUUACCAGACGUCCGUUUUUAGUACGGACUGUUGGUGUGUUCGACCCACUUGUCCGUACUUUCCAUUUGAACAGUUUGUCCGUACGAUUUCCAGCGACGACUUGCUUGCCUUAUUUUCAUUUGUCUUAACUUAUUUCUCCACAAAGGCCAGUGCAGUGAAUAGUUUCAACGCCAUCGUGCGGUGCAUUUCUGGUUAACCUAAGCAUCACUGCUGCACAUGUGUGAAACCGCUUGAGACUUAUGUGUGCAGUCUGUGCCGUGGCCUUCACGGGAAGUGUGGCUCCUGGCUUUCCAAUUUGAAACUUUGACAGGAUUUUGGGUCCCUAGUGUGAACUACUCAAACAGUUGUUUUUUGAAAACCCAACUGCAGAUAUCGUUUUGUAUUUCCUACACAACCAAUCUUGCUAUGUUUCAGUUAACCUUAAAAAAAAAAAAAAAAAAAAAGACACUUUAGACAAAGACUCUUCAAUUCCUUUCAUCAGGAAUUAAAGAGUCGUCUGCUAAAAUGUCAGCAAAUCAGUGGCGUAAUGAGGGGGGUGCGGACCGCACCGGGUGACACCAUCUCAGAGGUGACACUAAAUUUAAAAAGUGCAUAUUUACAGAGCACACACAGCUCGAUCUAACAGAGCACACACUGCUCGAUCUAACCGAAUUUCAUAAAAGAAUAACCGACCAUACGUAAAUUUUCCCCUCAUGCAACCAAUUCAAAUGCGUCCUUCAUUAAAAGUUCAAAAUUAAUGCGUCAGAAAUGACCCGUUCCUAUAAUUAGGUCAGCAACACACCGUUAUGACCAAGAUUCCACUCCGAUUGAAGUGUUCGGUAACUUUCGUAACUAACCGGAAGCUAUACGUAUCUAACUUCUAAGAAAUGAAGCAUUCCAUUGAUACCAAAUACGAUGAGGUCGGGCGAUUCUAGGUACAUGAAUCAAAUCGGUAAAAAUUAAAACAUUUUAAAAAAUUGACUUUUUACCCAUUUAUAUGGUUAACAAAAUAAUAUUUUACAAAAUGUUCCAAUAUCUUUUAAUAAUUAAUUUAAAUUUAUUUAAAUUUAAAAAAAAUAAGUUUGAAACCAAAUCUAUCGAAACUUAGAAAUAUUUUAAAAACAAAUAUUUGCGUCGAUUCGUCACUAGCACCCUCCCUUAACACUUGAGCACGAUUGUCAUACAGCGCAAGGUCUUUUACAGGAUGUCUGUGAUUUUACGUUUGUCUGUAACCUUUACCUUUGGCAUGAUCUACUUGAGGAAGUUAAUCUUACACAGCAGUAUCUGCAGACCAAAGGCUUUACUCUUGACAAAGUAGUGAGCAACCCAGAGGCUUUAAUAUUGUUUCUGCACGAGAAGCGCUGUCACUUGGUGGAACAUGCUAAUUGACAAGACACUUUUAAAAUCAGAUAUUAUAUGGAAAUUCGGUAGAGAGAAGAUGAAGGUUUAAGAGGAGAAUGGCAGGAGAAGAAUUAAUACAUGCUGGACUAUUUCUACUACAAGGAAACAGUAAGGAUAUUCUGGAGUAUAUUAAUUGCUUUAAUUCUAAACCCCAGAUCAGAUCAUCAGCGAUCAAGAAAGCAGCAGAUGUGUUUGGGGUUGUUCAACCCAAAAGUCUACUGACAGCAAGUGAAGAAGAUUUAUUGGUGUCCGUUACAAAAUGAACCCCUUUCUGUGAUGAGUUAUGAUGAACUUUUUUUUUUUUUAAAGAACUACACAUGCUUAGAAGACACCUACGGGCAGCUGAUGAUGAUAUUGAAGUGCACAAAGUCAGGGACUAGUCAGUAUUUGAUGUUUUGAAAUUCAUAUCUGCAUGGAACUUCUAGAAUCUCUUCCAAUACUCUCGUUAAGCCUUCAAUGGUUUCUUACGAUUUCUGUGUCUGUGGCUACAUGUGAGCGAAGUUUUUCUAAACUAAGUUUUAUCAAGAACUAUUUACGAUCCACCAUGGGGCAGUCAAGGCUUUCUGAUCUAGCUGUACUAUCAAUUGAAAGUGAUACGGUACUGUGUCUGUGGCUACAUGUGAGCGAAGUUUUUCUAAACUAAGUUUUAUCAAGAACUAUUUACGAUCCACCAUGGGGCAGUCAAGGCUUUCUGAUCUAGCUGUACUAUCAAUUGAAAGUGAUACGGUGAGGGAUAUUGAUUGUCAUCAAGUGAUUGACAGGUUUUGCAGCUUUGAAGACUAAGAAAGGAAAAAUGUUAAAUAAAUUAAAUUGACUGUAAAACUAACUCAAACUUAACGUUGUAACAGUUCUUAAAUAGAUUUGACCUCCUGACCUUUAAUUACUUUGGUUUUGUAUGUGUCAUUGUUAUGUUGUGGACUUAAUUUAACAAGAAGAAAUCCACCGUGGAAAUCGCGGGGUGGGGGGGGGGGUGUGACACCAUGAGUUUACCGCACCGGUUGACACGAGACCUAGCUACGCCACUGCAGGGAAGGUUAGAACAGACAGCAGGCAACGCCGGUGUUUAGGGUGUGCGACCUGAGCGCUCCCAAAGGGUACCGUGACCAUAGGGGCGCCUGGCGCCCCCAAGUAAAUCUUUAAAUUCCCUUAGGUUAUUAUAGUGAAUGUGAACCUCGGGUCCGGGGGUCGAGAAACGGUAUUCUAACUUUUCGUACAAUUGCUUUUCAUACAGUGAGUUUUCAUACAAUGAAAGAUUAAUUCUUAAUUUGGAUACUAACACUGGGGUUGGGACCAACCGAAAGGGCGUGGAAGGGUCGAGAAACGGUAUUCUAACUUUUCGUACAAUUGCUUUUCAUACAGUGAGUUUUCAUACAAUGAAAGAUUAAUUCUUAAUUUGGAUACUAACACUGGGGUUGGGACCAACCGAAAGGGCGUGGAAAUUAAUUUAUUAAUAACGUAUUUCCUUAUCCCUCUUUCAGUUAUUUCAGCAGAAAGAAGACUAUGGGGAACAUAAUGCUUUCCGGGGCGCUAAAUGGCAAGCUUAAAGCAGAAUCCAGUACUCAAUGAAAAACUAAACAGUUUCAAUUAAUGGACAUGUUAAAAUGCGUAUGGCAGCUACAUGUCAUGAUGUAAAGCAUCAUAACACGUGCUCCACAGCCUACCUCGUAAUCGGAAAAAGAGCGGAGCCAUGCAGGGCCAAGAAAGGGGGCGCCGAACGGGUGCUUCGCCCAGGGCGAAAGUUUACACAAGGCCGGCGUUGAAGCAGGUGAAAUAAAUGCAAGAGAGAUAGAAAUUUAGCAAGUUUUGCAUUCUAUGGAACAUGUGUAGCGAGAGUCGUAGCGAAGGGGGGCAGGGGUGACAGAUGUCCCCGGGCGCAAGCUAGUUAGGGGCGCCAAAAUGUGCUUUGAUAUUAUAUUAUUGGUAAAAAUAAUGGGUUUGAGAGUUGAAAAAAAGAAAAGGGGGCGCUUUAAAAUGGAUCUUGUCCCCGGGUGUGAAUCUUGUCCCCGGGCGCCAAACACCCACGCUACGCCUCUGUGUGUAGCAUAUCUACAGCGUUGGUCUUUUCGCUUUGAAGAGUUUGGCAUUUUGUCUUGGGUGACUUUGAAAGUAUUCCCUUCCUGGGACAACGUAGCCAGAAAUGUCACUAAUGUCAAUGAAAUCUUACCAGGGAAAAUAGUUGAUAGCGAUCUAUUUGAUGAGCAAACUUAAUGUGGAACAAUUUUUGUAGGCUCCCUUGGGUUUACAUAUUAUUAUUUUAUAUAUUUGUGGGGGUGAGCACGAAAACGUUUAAAUGAAAAAAAAACAAAAAAAAACUAAAAAAACAACACAUUAUGUUCAUAAAAAAGGAGUAUUAAAAAUAUCAAUAAAGUAAAUAAAAUGUUAAAGUUGGUCUGGAUAAUGAAUGUUGAUCAACGCUGGACUCAGUCAGAAAAUACAAUGAGGAAACCAGUCCUGUAGUCUCGUACUUGAUUGAGUCAAAUGACCAGAGACAAAGAAGUCAACCAGAAUGCAAAGUAACAGCCUUGAAGCAGUUUAUUACAAAACGUUUACUUUACUUAAAAUCUUUGAGGAAGAUUUAACACAAAAAAGUGGUGCGAAAUCAGACUGACAAAGAAAUCGACUUUAAAAGAUCAGUGAGAGAAAAGAUGACAUGGCGUCACAUUUGUUUUAUUCCGUCAUGUUCGUUUGCAUUUCAUUGUGUGCAUGAAGAGUAGAUCAACAUUUCUGUUCUAUAUUUAGCAUUAAAUGAGUGUUUAGUUUUAUAUUAGGUCUAACUAUUACCCAUGUCAUGUGACCAUUAUACGCGAUACAUUUUUUCAAAGUUGCAUGUGUCAAGGGGCAGUAACUUUAGUCGUCCGGCUGUUGAAAACUCCCACAUCAUAGACAGCCAGGGUCAUGAGUACAUCUUGUGUACGUUUCGAUUCUUUGUGUACUUGCAGAACGAGUUACCGUAGAUGUGUCCCACCCAGACAUCAGCGCAUGUUGCCAUGUUAUUGGGUUUACCCGUAAAGUCGACGUUUACCCGUAACUUUGCGUGGUCUGGGAUUUUCCGAACUUCAGUGGUUGUCACCUUUGUUUAUUUCAUCUGAUGUUGUCGCGACCUUUGUUGACGACACCUGAUGUUGUCGCGACCUUUGUUGACGACACCUGAUGUUGUCGCGACCUUUGUUGACGACAUCUAAUGUUGUUGCUACCUUUGUUGAGGACAUCUGAGGUUGUUGCUACCAUUGUUAACGAGAUCUGAGGUUGUUGCUACCUUUGUUGAAUACAUCUGAAGUUGUUGCAACCUUUGUUGACGACAUCUGAGGUUGUUGCUACCUUUGUUGAAUACAUCUGAGGUUGUUGCUACCUUUGUUGAAUACAUCUGAAGUUGUCGCAACCUUUGUUGACGACAUCUGAGGUUGUUGCUACCUUUGUUGAAUACAUCUGAGGUUGUCGCAACCUUUGUUGACGACAUCUGAGGUGAUCGCAACCUUUGUUGACGACAUCUGAGGUUGUUGUUACCUUUGUUGAAUACAUCUGAGGUUGUUGUUACCUUUGUUGACAACAUCUGAGGGGAACGCAACCUUUGUUGACGACAUCUGAGGUUGUUGCUACCUUUGUUGACGACAUCUGAGGUUGUUGCUACCUUUGUUGACAACAUCUGAGGUGAUCGCAACCUUUGUUGAAUACAUCUGAGGUUGUUGAUACCUUUGUUAACAACAUCUGAGGUGAUCGCAACCUUUGUUGACGACAUCUGAGGUGAUCGCAAGCUUUGUUGACGACAUCUGAGGUUGUUGCUACCUUUGCUGACGACAUCUGAGGUUGUCGCAACCUUUGUUGACGACAUCUGAGGUAAUCGCAACCUUUGUUGACGACAUCUGAGGUUGUUGUUACCUUUGUUGAAUACAUCUGAGGUUGUUGUUACCUUUGUUGACGACAUCUGAGGUGAUCGCAACCUUUGUUGACGACAUCUGAGGUUGUUGUUACCUUUGUUGACGACAUCUGAGGUGAUCGCAACCUUUGUUGACGACAUCUGAGGUUGUUGUUACCUUUGUUGACGACGACAUCUGAGGUGAUCGCAACCUUUGUUGACGACAUCUGAGGUUGUUGUUACCUUUGUUGACGACAUCUGAGGUGAUCGCAACCUUUGUUGACGACAUCUGAGGUUGUUGUUACCUUUGUUGACGACAUCUGAGGUGAUCGCAACCUUUGUUGACGACAUCUGAGGUUGUUGCUACCUUUGUUGACGACAUCUGAGGUGAUCGCAACCUUUGUUGACGACAUCUGAGGUUGUUGCUACCUUUGUUGACAACAUCUGAGGUGAUCGCAACCUUUGUUGACGACAUCUGAGGUGAUCGCAACCUUUGUUGACGACAUCUGAGGUUGUUGCUACCUUUGCUUAAUCACUACUUUCUGGCGUAGUGACACAUUGAUGGCUUAUUCGGGCAUCAUUUGAUAUUUCUGCGAAAUAGCUUCUUUGACCCGAGUGUGUGUGUGUUGGGGGCGGGGUAAUAGUGUCAGAAGUUUUGAGCAGGUAUAGAUAGAGCAGCGUUCUCCUAAUGGUGUUCCGCGGACAAAGUUUCAGCUCAGUUAGAAAGUUGGUCAAAUUUGGGAAGUAAGGUUUGCCCCGCAGAGGUCACUCAAGGGUCAGUGGAGGACACUCUUGACCUGCUAAUCAUGAAGGGUUGUCAUGACAUCGCGGAUGGGUGAGUGCACACAUUUGAAGCUGAAUUGGACAUGAUGACGUUGAGUCAUUAGUUUGGUAAAUGACAUCAAGUACACACACGAAGUCAUUAAUUUGGUAAAUGACAUCAGUACGCACACUGAGUCAUUAGUUUGGUAAAUGACAUCAAGUACACACACGAAGUCAUUAAUUUGGUAACUGACAUCAGUACGCACACUGAGUCAUUAGUUUGGUAAAUGACAUCAAGUACACACACGAAGUCAUUUAUUUGGUAAAUGACAUCACUACGCACACUGAGUCAUUAGUUUGGUAAAUGACAUCAAGUAUACACAGGGAGUCAUUAAUUUAGUAAAUGACAUCAAGUACACACAGGGAGUCAUUUGUUUGGUAAAUGACAUCAAGUAAACACAGGGAGACAUUAGUUUGGUAAAUGACAUCAGUACACUGAGUCAUUUGUUUGGUAAAUGACAUCAGUACACACACUGAGUCAUUAGUUUGGUAAAUGACAUCAGUACACUGAGUCAUUUGUUUGGUAAAUGACUUCAGUACACACACUGAGUCAUUAGUUUGGUAAAUGACAUCAGUACACACACAGAGUCAUUAGUUUGGUAAAUGACACUCAGGUGUGAUGCCUCUGUUGAUAUAAUGAUGAUUGUUAUCAGCCGUUGUUAAAUAGUGGGAGUGUCGAUUGUAAAGUGCAGUUCUAGUCACAUGUCACGCCCAUGCAGCUGUUCUCAAGUGCGUCUGCGGAUGGGAUCUCUGAAAAAAAGGUGUUUUUGGAAGUGAUCUCGCACUGCGUUUAUGAAAGGGAUCUCUGAAUGUGUCUAUGGAAGGGAUCUCUGAAUGUGUCUAUGGAAGGGAUCUCUGAAUGUGUCUAUGGAAUGGAUCUCUGAAUGUGUCUAUGGAAGGGAUCUCUGAAUGUGUAUAUGGAAGGGAUCUCUGAAUGUGUAUAUGGAAGGGAUCUCUGAAUGUGUCUAUGGAAUGGAUCUCUGAAUGUGUCUAUGGAAGGGAUCUCUGAAUGUGUCUAUGGAAGGGAUCUCUGAAUGUGUAUAUGGAAGGGAUCUCUGAAUGUGUCUAUGGAAGGGAUCUCUGAAUGUGUCUAUGGAAGGGAUCUCUGAAUGUGUCUAUGGAAGGGAUCUCUGAAUGUGUCUAUGGAAGGGAUCUCUGAAUGUGUCUAUGGAAGGGAUCUGUCCGGCGAUCAGGGGUUAUAAAGGGUAGGACAACUCGGGAAAUGUUAUUUUAAAAUAGUCGUACAUGAGAGCAAGAGUGGCAAACCCAACAUGGCGAAACAGACAUUGUUUCUUUCAUUCCGGAAGUUAGGGGUGACAUUUCGGGUGGGCAGUACCCGUGGCGUAAGAAGGCUGGGUGAAAGGGGGUGGGAUCGCUCCCGGGGACCGUUUUCAUUUUAUUCUUGGCAUUUUCGGUCUACUGGAGAGUUUUUAAUCGUGGAAUUGACCGACAUAUACCUUUGCCCGGCUUAAAGGGGUGUGGUGUAAGGGCAUGUAUCAGUGUGCAAAUUGGGCAUUGUGGCAUAUAAAUGAAGUCACUCCUGUUGUGGCGUGACCCAGGGUUUCGCAUGGCAGCACACCAGGGCGUCGCAUACUCCCAAGGGAAUGUGUGUGUGUGGCGGGGGGGGGUCUGAAGACCAGGGGGGGGGGUUGUCAUUGAGCAUAGCAAAUUUUAUCAAUCAUUUCUCUAAUUUAUUAGGAGAGUUAUACCAUGACAAUUUAAUAAUUUUUUUAUUGAACUUUAUUUUAGUACACAUUAUUUGUAACCCCCCCCCCCCCCCACCCCAUGCUUAAAAGAAACACUGCUGGCCGGCCACUUGAUCGCAAGUGCACUCUUCACGGGCCGCAUGCUAUUUCUCCUUUCAGAUAAUGUACAGAAAUAUCUAUUUAUACUUACACUUGAGCAACGCACGCAAUUCUCAGAUGAUAUAACGUCUACACACACCACCAUGCACAGACAUUAAAUCCAUAGACUUUUUUGGGGGAUGUAUACAUUCCUAUUUAUAGUAUAGGUAUAUAGUCCUUUAUUGUAAAUAUAUAGGUGCCGGCCUUUGACGGUGGUAGGGUUUGGGGAGGGGGGUGCAUUCAAGAUAUGGUCUGGGGACAGAACUGGGAAGGAGGCUCAGUGAUCCCCUUCCCUGAACAUGUUUGAUGCUUCACAAAAUGUAUGGUUGUCUUUGAGGAACACAUAAAUUUAGUUAACAGGCGCAUAACUCUACAAAAUAGCAUUGUAUAAUUCGUGAAUGUCAACUGUGUGUUUAAGUCAUUAAUGUCAACUGUGUGUUAAAGUCAUUAAUGUCAACUGUGUGUUUAAGUCAUUAAUGUCAACUGUGUGUUUAAGUCAUUAAUGUCAACUGUGUGUUUAUACCGAGCCACAAUAUUGAACGUGCUGGGUCGCGUGUUGGCCACUCCUGCCUUAGAAAUUUGUGGGCCGCGUGUUGGCAACUCCUGCCUUAGAAAUUUGUGGGCCGCGUGUUGGCCACUCCUGCCUUAGAAAUUUGUGGGCCGCGUGUUGGCCACUCCUGCCUUAGAAAUUUGUGGGCCGCGUGUUGGCCACUCCUGCCUUAGAAAUUUGUGGGCCGCGUGUUGGCCACUCCUGCCCUAGAAAUUUGUGGGCCGCGUGUUGGCCACUCCUGCCUUAGAAAUUGUGUGGGCCACGGGUUGCCCACUUGUGCCAUAGAGCUUUGGUGUGGGCCGUGGGUUGGCCACUUGUGCCUCAGAGGUUUUGUGCGGGCCGCGGGUUGGCCACCCCUGCCUUAGAGAUUUUGUGGUUGCUUCACAUUUUUUAACACUUUACCAUGUAGGUCCUGUUGAUAAACUGUUUUAAGGUUGUCGGCCCUGGCGUAUCACAGGUGUGUCGUGAAGGAUCACAGGUGUGUUCUGGCGUAUCACAGGUGUGUCCUGGCGUAUCACAUGUGUGUCCUGUCGUAUCACAGGUGUGUCCUGGCAUAUCACGGGUGUGUUGGGGAGGAUCACAGGUGUGUCCUGGCGUAUCACAGGUGUUUUGUGAAGGAUCACAGGUGUUUUGUGAAGGAUCACAGGUGUGUCCUGGCGUAUCACUGGUGUGUUGUGGAGGAUCACAGGUGUGUCCUGGCGUAUCACAGGUGUAUCGUGAAGGAUCACAGGUGUGUCCUCGUGUAUCACAUAUGUGGUGUGGAGGAACGCAUGUGUGUAGUGUGUGAUAACACGGAGUAUUUGACCAAGAAAGUGCUACCUGCUACUGUGUUCCAUCUGCUUUGAUCCAUAUACUGUGAUCCAUUUGCUGUGAUCCAUAUAAUGUGAUCUAUCUUCUGUGACCUUUAUACUGUGAUCCAUACACUGUGAUCCAAAUACCGGUACUGGGAUCCAUCUCAUGUUAUCCAUCUGCUGUGUUCCAUCUACUGUGAUCCAUCUGCUGUGAUCAAUCUACUUUGAUCCAUCUUCUGUGAUCCAUAUACUGUGAUCCAUAGACUGUGAUCCAUCUGCUGUGUUCCAUCUGCUGAGAUCCAUCUGCUGAGAUCCAUCUGCUGUGUUCCAUCUACUGUGAUCCAUCUGCUGAGAUCCAUCUGCUGUGAGCCAUAUAAUGUGUUCCAUAUACUGAGAUCCAUUUGCUAUGAUCCAUAUACUGUGAUCCAUCUGUUGUGAUCCAUCUUAUGUUAUCCAUAUGCUGUGUUCCAUCUACUGUGACCCAUAUACUGUGAUCCAUAUACUGUAAUCCAUUUACUGUGAUCCAUCUACUGUGUUCCAUCUACUGUAAUACUGUCAACAUUAUAUGAAUAGACACAAAUAACGGUGUCUCAGACUUGGCUGUUCAGUUCUGAUCUGAUCUGAUCUGGUCUGCAACAAUUUGAUGAUUUGAUAAUAUUUAACCAAAAAACAAAAAAUAUAAAAGUCAUCAGUAGAGUGGUUGAAAAACUUGAUGUUACCACACCCCAUAUUUUUAUCACACCCCAUAUUGUUAUCACACCCCAUUUUGUUACCACGCCCCAUAUUGUUAUCACACCCCAUAUUGUUAUCACACCCCAUAUUGUUAUCACACCCCAUAUUGUUAUCACACCCCAUUUUGUUACCACGCCCCAUAUUGUUAUCACACCCCAUAUUGUUAUCACACCCCAUAUUGUUAUCACACCCCAUAUUGUUAUCACACAACCAUAUUGUUAUCACACCCCAUAUUGUUAUCACACCCCAUAUUGUUAUUACACCCCAUAUUAUUAUCACACCCCAUAUUGUUAUCACACCCCAUAUUGUUAUCACACAACCAUAUUGUUAUCACACAACCAUAUUGUUAUCACACAACCAUAUUGUUAUCACACCUCAUAUUGUUAUCACACCCCAUAUUGUUAUCACACCCCAUAUUGUUAUCACACCCCAUAUUGUUAUCACACCCCAUAUUGUUAUCACACCCCAUAUUGUUAUCACACAACCAUAUUGUUAUCACACAACCAUGUUGUUAUCACACAACCAUAUUGUUAUCACACCCCUUAUUGUUACCACACACCAUAUUGUUACCACACACCAUAUUGUUAUCACACCCCAUAUUAUUACCACACACCAUAUUAUUACCACACACCUUAUUGUUAUCAAACCCCAUAUUGUUAUCAAACCCCAUAUUGUUAUCACACCCCAUAUUGUUAUCACACAACCAUAUUGUUACCACACACCAUAUUGUUACCACACACCAUAUUGUUACCACACACCAUAUUGUUAUCACACCCCAUAUUGUUAUCACACAACCAUAUUGUUACCACACACCAUAUUGUUACCACACACCAUAUUACCACACACCAUAUUGUACCACACCCCAUAUUGUUACCACACCCAUAUUGUUAUCACACCCCAUAUUGUUAUCACACCCCAUAUUGUUAUCACACAACCAUAUUGUUAUCACACCCCAUAUUGUUAUCACACCCCUUAUUGUACCACACACCAUAUUGUUAUCACACCCCAUAUUAUUACCACACACCAUAUUACCACACACCAUAUUGUUACCACACCCCAUAUUGUUAUCACACCCCAUAUUGUUAUCACACAACCAUAUUGUUAUCACACCCCAUAUUGUUACCACACACCAUAUUGUUAUCACACCCCGUAUUGUUAUCACACCCCAUAUUAUUACCACACACCAUAUUGUUACCCCACACCAUAUUGUUACCACACCCGAUAUUGUUAUUACACACCAAAUUGUUAUCACAUACCAUAUUGUUAUCACACACCAAUUUUUAAAUAUAUUGAUACAUAAAUAUGGCUGGUUCUAUUUUCAAAUUGGCACCCCCUUUUCAUAAUUAAUAUAUAGCCACAUAGAAAGAUAAACUAUGACCCACCCCACCCCUCUUUUUUGUCGCACUCACUCACUGUAUCUGUCCCUCCCAUUCCCUGCCUCUCCCUGCCCCCCCUCCUAUCCCAUUAGGAAACCAUGGGUCUAGUGUUUUCAAAUGCAGGCUUGUCUCCGUAGCCUUGCUAAUAAAGCAAUAAAUUAUUAUCAACUUUGCUUAUGUAAUGGACACGUCAUUUGUGCUGACCUGGACUCUUGCCACUUGAAAACACUCUUAAAAGUGGAAGGAAGCUCUUCCUAAAGCAGUGGGCAAUCCUUGCCACAGCGAAUUUAAGCUCGUUGAACUUUCAAGUCGCCAAUCCUUGCCACAGCGAAUUUAAGCUCGUUGAACUUUCAAGUCGCCAAUCCUUGCCACAGCGAAUUUAAGCUCGUUGAACUUUCAAGUCGCCAAUCCUUGCCACAGCGAAUUUAAGCUCGUUGAACUUUCAAGUCGCCAAUCCUUGCCACAGCGAAUUUAAGCUCGUUGAACUUUCAAGUCGCCAAUCCUUGCCACAGCGAAUUUAAGCUCGUUGAACUUUCAAGUCGCCAAUCCUUGCCACAGCGAAUUUAAGCUCGUUGAACUUUCAAGUCGCCAAUCCUUGCCACAGCGAAUUUAAGCUCGUUGAACUUUCAAGUCGCCAAUCCUUGCCACAGCGAAUUUAAGCUCGUUGAACUUUCAAGUCGCCAAUCCUUGCCACAGCGAAUUUAAGCUCGUUGAACUUUCAAGUCGCCAAUCCUUGCCACAGCGAAUUUAAGCUCGUUGAACUUUCAAGUCGCCAAUCCUUGCCACAGCGAAUUUAAGCUCGUUGAACUUUCAAGUCGCCAAUCCUUGNGGGGGGGGGGGGGGGGGGGGGUUGUUGUCCUGAGAGCUAAGUCAAAACCUGCCAUCUUCCAUUUGAGAAACUCUGUAAUAGCGCCAAGCUUAUAGGGUGAAGAGUUAGGUGAAAGGUCAGAGGUCGGUAAAGUGUGGUACAGUACUGAGCCAUUUAGAUAUACUUACACCUACGAUAUUAUUCUUGUUAGGUUUUCAUCAACUUAACUCUUCUUAAUAUCCACUAGCUAACUGUUACAUAAAUCAGUUCUAGAGAUAUUCAUGCAAUUCGAAUUCAUCGAGGAUACUGAAAGGAACAUUCAAAUUAUUUAACUUUUAUGCAGCCAGUGUUUAUGUGUUGUUGUAGUUCGUCCAUUGCUUUCCAAGAUGACCGAGGCUAUAUUCCACGAUGAGUAAGCAUUAGGCCUGCCUGUCCUAUUUGUGCCCGCAAAGCUUUCCCGCACACGGGACACACGUUGAUUUGGGUCCUAGUUGGAUUUGAGUGGAUUCUGCUUUUCCUUACCGCGCUUUUUCUUUGGGCUUCUUUUUGGGGUUAAGCUGUGCUCAGGAUUGUGCUCCAGCAGCGAGUCUGUCACUCCAGAUUGUGUGCUCCAGCAGUGAGUCUGUCACUCCAGAUUGUGUGCUCCAGCAGCGAGUCUGUCACUCCAGAUUGUGUGCUCCAGCAGUGAGUCUGUCACUCCAGAUUGUGUGCUCCAGCAGUGAGUCUGUCACCACAGAUUAUGUGCUCCAAAAGUGAGUCUGUCACUCCAGAUUGUGUGGUCCAGCAGUGAGUCUGUCACUCCAGAUUGUGUGCUCCAAAAGUGAGUCUGUCACCACAGAUUGUGUGCUCCAACAGUGAGUCUGUCAUUCCAGAUUGUGUGCUCCAGCAGCGAGUGUACCACUCCGGAUUAUGUGCUCCAGCAGCGAGUCUACAACUCCAGAUUGAGUGCUCCAAAAGUGAGUCUGUCACUCCAGAUUGUGUGCUCUAACAGUGAGUUUGUCACUCCAGAUUGUGUGCUCCAACAGUGAGUCUGUCACUCCAGAUUGUGUGCUCCAGCAGUGAGUCUGUCACUCCAGAUUGUGUGCUCCAGCAGUGAGUCUGUCACCACAGAUUGUGUGCUCCAAAAGUGAGUCUGUCACUCCAGAUUGUGUGCUCCAGCAGUGAGUCUACCACUCCAGAUUGUGUGGUCCAGCAGUGAGUCUGUCACUCCAGAUUGUGGUCCAGCAGUGAGUCUGUCACUCCAGAUUGUGUGCUCCAACAGUGAGUCUGACCACUCCAGAUUGUGUGGUCCAGCAGUGAGUCUGCCACUCCAGAUUGUGUGGUCCAGCAGUGAGUCUGUCACUCCAGAUUGUGUGCUCCAACAGUGAGUCUGUCACCACAGAUUGUGUGCUCCAACAGUGAGUCUGUCACUCAGAUUGUGUGCUCCAACAGUGAGUCUGCCACUCCAGAUUGCGCGGUCCAUAGCAAGCAACUCCCACGAAUCAAGGUCAAUGUUCAUAGAUUUUAGUGAAGCUUUCAGACAGUCUUUGAAGCGUCUUUUCUGCCCACCAGCUAAGUGUUUCCCACUGGAGAGUUCACCGAUUAUUAGUAGUUUUAGGAAGUCUGAUGUCUGACAUUCUUGCACCAUGCCCUGUCCACCUUUCUUUACCUUUUUGUCGAAGUGUGUGGAUGCUGAUAAAACCAGUCCAUUGUAAGACCUCUGUAUCAAGGACCUAGUCCUGGCGUCCCAUUGUAGGACCUAUGUAUCAUGGACCUUGUCCUGCCACCUUAUACCAAGAUGUUUACGUAGGCGGCGUAGUUGGAGAUCUUUUAGCUGCCUAUCAUGUAAUCUGUACUCUGCCAACCUCUCAAUUGCAUAUAUGAUAUAUGUUAAUACAGUUGCCAUAUAUACUGUCAGCUUAAUGACAAGACUGAAAUCCCCUUUGCUACUAAACACUCUUGCGGAGCCUUUCAAAAGCAACGCUUGCUUUGAAAAUUCGGUUGUUGAUCUGGAGCGGAUGCUGGCCGAAUUUCUGAAAUUUUCCACUGCUUGGAUAUUCUGUUCCUUCACUGAUAUUUUUUAAGCUCUUUCCCUGGAGCUGGCUGGAGUAAAGCCCCUGUUUCGUAUUAAUUGCGAGGCUUUCGCUGUCGCAGGCUUUAGCAAAGCGAUCAAGUAAUUAUUGGAUUUUUAAGUUCCAAACUGUGCGUUAAGGGCACAGUCCUCAACAAAUAAGAGGUCUUGAAUAACCGUUUCUUUAACUUGCGCAAUGGCUUGCAGUCUCCUAAGAUUAAAUAGACCUCCGUCUGUUCUGUAUCUUAUAGGAAAGUCGUCAUUAUUUAUAUUGUCAAGGAAAGCAUCAAUGAGCAUUGCUGAGAAUACCAUGCUAACUAGUGUUGGGGCUAGAACACAGCCUUGUUUUACGCCUUUAGUUACAAUGCUAAUGUAACAUGAUCAUCACAUAUGGUUGAAGGCUUCACAGUUGAAGUGGCAACACAUUAUACUCAAAAAGGUAUUUUGUUAACCUCUUCUGCCUGCCAAAAUGAAUGAGCACGGUCUGACAGGACUUUUUUGACAGGACUUCUAGUCUAUUACUUUAAAGCACUUGUCUAUAUAAUUAAUUUUUUUUUAUUUCUCCCAAUUUCAGCUUUAAAUAGCCUAAAAUGACCAAAACUUGAAAGCAAUGUUUUCUUUUGUUAACUUGUUUUGGGUUUGUCUAGUUUUUCAUGUUGAUUGCAUUUGAACAUGCGCUAUUGUAGUUUUGUUAUUGUGUUGCACAUCCAGCAAGAAUUUUUAUAUUUACCUACUUAAACCAUGUGUCUAAGGUUAAAUAUCGCCACAAGAUAAAGAAACUCUUAUUUUUCAAUAACGGUUGAUCAUUUGGUUCCAUAAACAAAAUAAGAGUUCUUUGUUAAUCAUAAUAUUUAAACAUAUUUUUUUUUCUUUUUAAUGUUAGGUAUAUGACAUUUUUUAAGAUGUCUCUUUUAAAUCAAUUAUUAAUGAACUUAAACACAGGUUAAUUUAUUCUCAUCAAAGUGUCUAAAGUGAGACCAGUUUAACAGGAAUCGUGUUCAGCUUUCUAGGUGGGUAAAGACUAAUAGAAGAUUAGUGACAUCGGCGUCAUCAAGGUCUCUAACAAAUCUCGAGUUCUCACUGUUGGUCUAUAACGGUGAAAAUUAAAAUGAAUUAUUUAAUCUCUUUUAGACAUUUUAAAAAGUCAAUCUUAGAAUCUUAGAUGCCUACUUUGGAACAUUGGAAUUGACAUAGUUUAUUUUCAUCGAAUGGUGCCCAUUGAGUGUCAUCGAAUGGUGCCCAUUGACUGUCAUCGAAUGGUGCCCAUUGACUGUCAUCGAAUGGUGCCCAUUGACUGUCAUUGAAUGGUGCCCAUUGAGUGCUGCUUUGUAGAGUAAGAAAGGAAAAGAAAAUUGCAAUUUCUGUAGCUUACUUGUGUAUAGCAGCAGCUUUGUUGGCUCACUCUGCCUUUGUACAGCUCACUCUGCCUUUGUACAGCUCACUCUGCCUUUAGACAGCUCAGUCUGCCUUUAGACAGCUCACUCUGCCUUUAGACAGCUCACUCUGCCUUUGUACAGCUCACUCUGUCCUCUAACUAAACUGCCUCUCAACUUAAAUCACUCUGAGCUUUGUGCGGCAUUUCAAAACAGUGCCAUAGAGCUUAUGGACUUCAGGAGUGCAAGUUGAUUGCUUGGCAUGAGUGCAUCCUUUGCUCACAGCGGGGAAAUAGAAGCAUUGGACAGAAAUCUUCAUGACAGCAGAGUAAUAAAUACCUUAUGGGUGGGAUUACUAUACUACUGGCCGGUGACCUGUUUACCUUUGUCAUAGGAGGAAAGGAGGUCAUUGGUGGUGAUGAUUUAAUUGAAUUUCUGUUGAGAAUUCAGAGCGGAAACUGUGGUUUACGUUGGUCAAGAUGUUGUAGUGUUCAAGGUAGUUCAUGAUGUGGCGACAGAUGAUGUGUUAUAGAAUUUUGCAUGGUACGGAGGUCAGGGAUAUUGGGCGGUAGUUUGAUGUGUCCAUGUCAAGUGUCAUGUGUCCCUUGCAGUGUGACCACUCCAUGUUAGUCACAUUUUCAUGGCAGUGUAUAUGCACAAACGAUGAUGAAGAAACAAAGUGACUGACAAACAAGGUAGCUAGAAGAUGACAUAGAAUUAUGGAGAUGUUAGAGAAAUUAAAAUUUUAUAAUAGGAUUGCUUGAUCUGUCAUUUAGCUUAUAGUGUAAGUAGUCAUGAUUUUAAAUGUUUGCACCUUUUAUUAUUUUUUUUUUAGCAAUCCCAGGGAAAAGGAGUUACUUCGAGAUGAAGGAGUUUAGGGGUACUGCCCUACCUGUCUUGUGUUUCAUCUUGCUAGUGAUGCAUUGGUCUCACUGUACAUCUGGUAGGUAUAUACAACAAUAUUAGUUGGUCUCAUUGUGUAUCUGGUAGGUAUAUACAACAAUAUUAGAUGGUCUCACUGUGUACAUACAAGAAUAUUAGUUGGACUUAGUGUACAUCUGGUAGGUAUGAUAUAACAAUAUUAGUUGGUCUCACUGUACAUCUGGUAGGUAGGCUACAACAAUAUUAGUUGGUCUCACUGUGCAUCUGGUAGGUAUAUACAACAAUAUUAGUUGGUCUCACUGUAAAUCUGGUAGGUAUAUACAAAAAUAUUAGUUGGUCUCACUAUACAUCUGGUAGGUAUAUACAACAAUAUUAGUUGGUCUCACUAUACAUCUGGUAGGUAUAUACAACAAUAUUAGUUGGUCUCACUUUACAUCUGGUAGGUAUAUACAACAAUAUUAGUUGGUUUUAUUGUACUUCUGCAGUUUGGAUUUUUAGAUGGUAUUUUAGUUAACUUGUGACACACAUACACCAAUGUAAUAAUAAUGUGCCAGACUUGUUUAGUGAUGGGACAAGAAAAAUUCAUUAUUGUUACUUUAUAGUAAGACAGCCUUGUUUGAAACAAGACUCACUGGGGAUAGUUGCAUUAUAGUAAGACAGUCAUAUUUCAAUAAUAUUUUAUUGAUAAAUUCCCAACUAAAUUUCUUUUAACUCUUCUAUCUUAUUUGCCAGUGGAUCCUCUGCCGGAGAAGUGCCGAUCUGAUAUCAAAUCUAGACCCUCUGAUGUUAAAAUAUGGACAUUUUGUACAAACACCACAAGAGAAUGGUCAUUUGAUUCUAAGGAAAAUCUGUGUGCCAAUGACAAUGAUAUUAUUUAUAUAAAAGACUUUCAACUAUAUCAAGAUGACAGCACUUGCCCUAAACCUAUCAAUAUUUUUGGUCCACCUUUACCCAGUUACAAUGCUACAUGCUUGCAGGAAGAAAAUAAAGUACUAGCAAAAAAUAUAGCUGAAAGCAUCAUUCAAUCUUUUAGUGGGAAAAAAAUGUCAGAAGUUAAAGAAAUAAAAGUUAUUCAAAGUGAGAAUACAAUGCUACAUGCUUGCAGGAAGAAAAUAAAGUACUAGCAAAAAAUAUAGCUGAAAGCAUCAUUCAAUCUUUUAGUGGGAAAAAAAUGUCAGAAGUUAAAGAAAUAAAAGUUAUUCAAAGUGAGAUUCAACAUUUGACAAGAUCAACUUAUCGUCUGGCGGUGGAU
Messenger RNA from Lymnaea stagnalis (great pond snail), 22832 nucleotides. Lineage: Eukaryota; Metazoa; Mollusca; Gastropoda; Lymnaeidae. The record is from the annotation of a GenBank genome assembly.